Molecule: messenger RNA, 948 nt
Organism: Phodopus roborovskii (desert hamster)
Lineage: Eukaryota; Metazoa; Chordata; Mammalia; Rodentia; Cricetidae
Product: olfactory receptor 8B8
Exons: 1
Coding region: 1-948 (315 amino acids)
Biological process (GO): sensory perception of smell; G protein-coupled receptor signaling pathway
Cellular component (GO): membrane
Molecular function (GO): olfactory receptor activity; odorant binding; G protein-coupled receptor activity
Source: RefSeq, a predicted model, not a curated record
AUGUCUUAUAAAACAAUGGCUGUGGCAAAUGACUCUGUGGUAACUGAAUUCAUUCUCUUGGGGUUAACAGGCCAGCCUAACUUCCAAAUACCCCUGUUUCUGCUCUUUCUAGUAAUGUACAUGAUAACAGCACUGGGGAACUUGGCUUUAAUUAUUCUCAUUGUGCUGAAUUCUCACCUUCACACCCCCAUGUAUUUUUUCCUUUCUAACUUGUCCUUUGUAGACUUUUGUUACUCUUCUGUAAUUACACCAAAAAUGCUAAUGAACUUCAUAUUAAAAGAAAAUUUCAUCUCCUAUGUUGGAUGUAUGACCCAGUUUUAUUUAUUUUGUUUUUGUGUAAUUUCUGAGUGUUAUGUCCUGACAUCAAUGGCCUAUGAUCGCUAUGUGGCCAUCUGCAAUCCACUCUUGUAUAAUGCUGCCAUGUCUCCCAAGGUGUGUUCCUAUCUUAUGCUUGCUUCAUACUUCAUGGGGUUUUCUAGUGCUAUGAUCCACACUGGAUAUGUCCUGAGACUGACCUUCUGUGAUGGAAACACCAUCAACCACUAUUUCUGUGAUGCCCUCCCUUUGCUACAACUUUCAUGCACCAACACCUAUGUUAACAAGAUAGAAAUUUUCAUUGUAGCAGGAAAAGACAUCAUUGUGCCCACUGUCAUCAUCUUUAUCUCUUAUGGCUUUGUCCUUUCCAGUAUAUUCCAAAUGAGGUCCACUGAGGGCAGAUCAAAAGCCUUCAGCACUUGCAGUUCCCAUAUAAUUGCUGUCUCUCUGUUCUUUGGAUCUGGUGCAUUUAUGUAUCUCAAGCCCAACUCAGUUGGACCAAGGAAUAAUGGAAAAGCAUCUUCAAUUAUUUAUACCACUGUAAUCCCCAUGCUGAAUCCAUUAAUUUAUAGCUUGAGGAACAAAGAUGUUAAAGCUGCAUUAAGAAACACUCUGAGCAAGAAAAUCUUUUAA